GGCCAACCGCCACUUCCUCUUCCUCCUCCUCCUCCUCCUUCCUGCCUCGUCUUUCCUUCUGGAGGAGUUCCUGUCCUCUUGCUGCUUAGGAAAAAUCUCCCAGUUCAGCUCAGGAAUAUUUCUCCACGCUGCUGGAAUUGCCUGUACUGAGUCCUUCCAUUGGAACUGAAGUUUGGCUUGAAGAGAGGAAGGGGAUGAAGGAGCUGAAUCCUGCAAGUCUGCAGCUGGAACAAGGAGCAGCAAGAGAAGGAGGGAAAGCAGGAAAUGGGGUUCAGUCUGAACACGUGACCGAGGGACCAAUGUGGAAAGCGCCAGAAGAAGGCAACAAGCUUCCAGGUCUAAGGAUGGAGCAGUGCUGGGAAGCCCAAUGGCAGCAGUUCCUGAAGACCUUCCAGUCGCCUUCCUGGGCAUGGAGAAGCCUUCCGCCAGCAGAGGAAAUGCCAUGGGACAAGGCCAAGGACUUCCUGGCCUCCUUCGAACAAGUGGCCAAAGCCUGUCGGUGGCCCAAGGAAGAGUGGGUGGCCCGGCUGUUGCCCGCAUUGAGUGGAGAAGCAGAGCAGGCCUUUCAGAGCCUGGAAGCCGGAGACAGGGAGGAUUAUGGGAAAGUGAAGGCGGCCAUCUUGAGAGCGGAGUCCCUGAGAGCGGAGCUGCAGCGCCAGCAUUUUCGGCAGUUCUGCUGCCAAGAGGUCGAGGACCCGCGAAGGGUUUACAGCCAAGUCCAGGAGCUUUGCAGUCGGUGGCUGAAGCCGGAGAGACGCAGCAAGGAGCAGAUCCUGGAGCUGCUGGUCCUGGAGCAAUUCCUGGCCAGUCUUCCCCAAGACCUGCAAGGAUGGAUCCGAGGCGGAGGGCCGGAGAGCUGUUCCCAGGCUGUGGCCCUGGCAGAGGACUUCCUCCUCAAGAGGCAGCAAGAGGCCGAUUCCGCCAGGUGCCAGGGACUGUCGCAGGAUGUGUGUGUUGGUUCCCUGGAUGCGGAAAGGAAGUCGCCAGAUGCUGCUCAGGGACAGAUCUAUGAAGAAUCCAAGCCGGUGAAGGAUGCGGAUAUCCCUUUGCUAAGUGGUGGAACCCAAUGCCCAAGUCCUUCCAUUUCAGUGUUUCCUCCUGAUGGACAAGUUAAGACAGAAGCUGAGCUGGGUGAGGGUCUGCUGGACUGCAGGGACACAGGCGUCCCUUUGCACAGCGUUGAGCAGACUCUCUCCCAGCCGGGCCCACAGACCAUCUUCUGGCAAGUCCUGCAGGAGGAGGGCGGAAACACCCAGCCAUUUGGUGAGGUUGAUUCAACUUUGCUUAAAGUGGAGACGUCUCAGCAUGGAGGGGAUAAGCUGGAGGAGAGGCCUGGGGUAGCGCCACUUCUAAACCAAAGAGAUGGACUGUUGACGGCGGAGCCGUCUGGACAAAGAAGUGAUGAAAAGGGAUGUUGGAAGGAGAUGAAGAUAUCUUCGCAGGUAGAGCCAUCUCAGAGACCUACUGCAUCCAACAUUCAUAAAAGCGGAUACCGGCUCAUGGGUCAGGAGUCGAAGAAGUACAUGGAGACAGAGAGGAAACACACUAAAAGCCUUAUAGGUGCUGAUAAAAAGGCCUCUACAGAUGUAGGGAAGCCCUUGUUCUCCAAGUAUGGGAGAAAAUACCACAGUGUGUCAGAUGGGUUUGUUGAUCUGAACCCAAGAAAAAAAGAUACUAAAUGUCCUGAAGAUGGAGAAACAAGCAAGAGCCAUGGACAGUCUUUACAGAGAAACCAAAAUGUUCCUACAGGAAGGAAACUGCAUAAAUGUGUUACUUGUGAGAAGGACUUCAAAUCUAGAGCGGACCUGUUGUGCCACAAACGGAGUCACACUGGAGAAAAGCCAUACCAAUGUUCUCAGUGCGAAAAAUGCUUCAGCUGGAAAUAUAAGCUGGUAAGACACCAGCUAAGCCAUACAGGGAUGAAACCCUAUAAGUGCUUUCAGUGUGGCAAGUGUUUCGCUCAGAGAUCUCACCUGAAGAACCAUCAAAGAAUACAUACUGGAGAGAAACCCCAUGAAUGUUGUCAGUGUGGUAUGUGUUUCACUCUGAAACAUAACUUGAAGGAUCAUCAAAGAAUUCAUACUGGAGAGAAACCCUAUAAAUGCUCACAGUGUUGCAAGUCUUUCACUAAGAGAUCUAACAUGAAGGUCCAUCAAAGAAUUCAUACCGGAGAGAAACCCUAUAAAUGCUCUCAGUGUGGCAAGAGCUUUGCUGAAAGAAAGACCUUGAAGGACCAUCAAAGAAUUCAUACUGGAGAGAAACCCUAUAAGUGCUCUCAGUGUGGCAAGUGUUUCCCUCAGAGACAUACCUUGAAGAACCAUCAAAGAAUUCAUACUGGAGAGAAACCCUAUCAAUGCUCUCAGUGUGGCAAGUGUUUCUCUAAGAGAUCUAACAUGAAGGUCCACCAAAGAAUUCAUACUGGAGAGAAACCCUAUGAAUGUUCUCAAUGUGGGAAAUGCUUCCAACGGCACUCACAUUUAAUUGUCCACCAGGGAAUCCAUACUGGAAAGAAACCUUAUUGUGCCCCGAAUGUGGAAAAGGCUUCUCUUGGCAAUAUCUGUUGAAUAUAAACCAGACAACUCAUAGGUU
This is a messenger RNA of Anolis carolinensis (green anole), 2589 nucleotides long. RefSeq names its product zinc finger protein 436. The transcript is spliced from 8 exons. NCBI's taxonomy places the organism in Eukaryota, Metazoa, Chordata, Lepidosauria, Squamata, Anolidae. Bases 195 to 2564 code for a protein of 789 amino acids. The record is from RefSeq and is a predicted model, not a curated record. Gene Ontology annotation, molecular function: RNA polymerase II cis-regulatory region sequence-specific DNA binding; DNA-binding transcription factor activity, RNA polymerase II-specific. Gene Ontology annotation, biological process: regulation of transcription by RNA polymerase II.